This is a messenger RNA of Theobroma cacao (cacao), 3922 nucleotides long. The record is from RefSeq and is a predicted model, not a curated record. Lineage: Eukaryota; Viridiplantae; Streptophyta; Magnoliopsida; Malvales; Malvaceae.
UCUAUUCUGCUUUCCAUCUGCCAACGGCUUUAUUGGCGCAAAAGAAUCUCUCUCCCUCUUACCCCUUAAAAAGACAAACAAAACACUAGAAAAGAUAAAGAGAAACCCCUCUACAAAUCUCUAUCUCUCUUCUCUCUGUUUCAAGUCUCUCUUUUGAUAGCCAAAAUGAAACAAUUGAAAGAGACAUAGAGGAGAUAGAAGCAAAGCAAAAGUUGAAGGCAAAACCUCUCUCAUUCAUUCAUAUGACACCCCCCCCAACAUCCGUGUUGAAGUCAAAGCCACCAUUUUGCUCUCUUUCUUUCUUGUUUUUUUUUCCUUCCUCUUCACUUUUUCUCCUUAUUAGAACAACCCACCCUUCUGUUUUCAGCUCUUAUCCUCUACCCCAAAGCUCAAAAUGGUUCAAACAAUAAAACCCCACACCAAAUAUCUUGCUUUUUGUAAUGGUUUUUGCUUGUUUUUGAUCCUCAACGUAUAAAGUAUCUGUCUUUUAGUUUCCCUCCAUCUUGGGCUUUGUUGCUUGUUGCUUGCUGCUACUAUGGGUACUCAAGAUUGUUGGGUUAUGGUUGUUGUCCUUGGGUUCUUCUUCCAAGCUCAGUUACUCAACUCACAAAUCCUGACAUGCAAUCCAAAGGACUUGACUGCACUCCAGGGUUUCAUGGGCAAUUUGACAACAAAACUUGAAGGCUGGACCACAAAUUCAUCAACUGAUUGUUGUGACUGGGAAGGCAUAACUUGUGAUCCUUCAUCUUCUGGUAGAGUAAUCAAGCUGGAACUUUCCAAGAAAAAAUUAGCAGGCAUAUUAUCUGAUUCUUUAGCUGGUUUGGAUCAGCUUAAAACUCUCAAUCUUUCCCACAAUUUCCUUAUAAACUCACUGCCAGUAUCUUUGUUUCAUAUGCCCAAGUUAGAGAUUCUUGACUUGAGCUAUAAUGACUUCUCUGGAGCAAUCCCAGAAAGCAUCAAUCUUCCUUCAAUUCGAAAUCUUGAACUUUCGUUCAAUUACUUGAAUGGCUCUCUUCCUUCCCAUAUUUGUGUUAAUUCUACUCAAAUUCAGUUCCUUAGUUUGGCAGUGAACUAUUUCUCUGGUAAUAUUUUACCAGGGCUUGGAACUUGUUCUUCCUUGGACAAACUUUGUCUUGGCAUGAAUGAUCUCACCGGUGGGAUAACUGAAGACAUCUUUCAGCUUCAAAAUUUGACCCUUUUGCGGCUUCAAGAUAACAACUUCUACGGAGAGCUUAGUCCUGGUAUUGCUAAUCUCUCUAAACUUGUUCGUUUAGAUAUUUCUUCAAAUAAUUUUUCUGGAGAGAUCCCUGAUGUCUUCAAUCAGCUACAGAAUUUUCAGUAUCUUGUAGCUCAUUCAAAUAAAUUUAGCGGUAAAAUUCCUAGUUCAUUGUCCAAUUCUCCAGUCAUUAAUUUGCUAAAUUUGAGGAAUAAUUCUUUGGAGGGUUCUAUAGAUCUUAAUUGCUCAGCUAUGGUUGCUUUGAACUCCCUGGAUUUGGCUACGAAUAAGUUUAAUGGGCCUGUGCCUGAUAAUCUUCCCUUAUGUAGACAAUUGAAAAAUAUUAAUCUUGCCAGGAAUACUUUCAGUGGCCAAAUCCCUGAGAGCUUCAAAGAAUUUCAUAGCCUUUCUUAUCUUUCCCUCUCGAAUUCGAGCCUCCAUAAUCUUUCCUCUGCCCUUCAAAUUCUGCAGCAAUGUAGGAAUCUAACUGCUUUAGUCCUCACCUUGAAUUUUCCUGGUGAAACAUUACCUGAUGAUCCUACUCUGCAUUUUGAGAAGCUGAAGGUUCUGGUUAUUGCAAGCUGCAGACUUAAAGGUUCAAUUCCCCAGUGGUUGAGAAACAUUACUGCUUUGCAGUUGUUGGAUUUAUCGUGGAAUCAUUUGGCUGGAGCAAUUCCACCAUGGUUUGGAAGCUAUAGGGAUCUCUUUUACUUGGACUUAUCGAACAAUUCGUUUACAGGAGAGAUCCCAAAAAGUUUAACUGAAUUACCAAGCCUCAUUGAUGGAAAUAUCUCGCUGGAGGAGCCUUCACCAGAUUUUCCUUUCUUCAUGAAAAGGAAUGAAAGUGGGAGAGGAUUGCAGUAUAAUCAAAUUUGGAGUUUUCCACCAACACUUGAACUUGGUCACAACUUUCUUAGUGGACCAAUCUGGCCAGAGUUCGGGAAUCUGAAAAAGGUUCAUGUGUUUGAUUUGAAGUUCAAUAAUUUAUCCGGACCGAUUCCAGGGAAUUUGUCUGGGAUGAGCAGCUUGGAGAUUCUGGAUCUAUCGCAUAAUGACUUAUCAGGGACCAUACCACCUUCACUGGAACGGCUCAGUUUUCUGUCUACAUUUAGUGUUGCCUACAAUCAGCUUUCCGGGAGGAUCCCCUCUGGAGGUCAGUUUCAGACAUUUCCAAAUUCCAGCUUCGAAGGAAACAAUCUUUGUGGUGAUCAUUGGUCCCGGUGUCAAGAUGCUACUAGUGAAGAUCGUCAUGAAUCCCCAAAAAGCUCAAGAAGGAACAAGGUUAUCAUCAUUGGAAUGGUUGUUGGAAUCAUACUUGGGACAGCUUUUCUGCUUGGCCUUAUGUUUGUGAUUGUGUUGCGUGCGCAUAAGCGGGGUGAGGUUGAUCCUGAGAAAGAGGAGCCUGACACCAAUGAUAAAGAUUUGGAAGAACUCAGUUCAAGGCUAGUGGUCCUCUUCCAAAAUAGGGAAACCUACAAAGAGCUCUGCAUUGAUGACCUUUUGAAGUCAACCAACAAUUUUGACCAAGCAAAUAUCAUCGGUUGUGGAGGUUUUGGUUUGGUUUACAGAGGCACCCUCCCUGAUGGUCGUAAGGUCGCUAUUAAACGGCUCUCUGGUGACUGUGGUCAGAUGGAUAGAGAAUUCCGUGCUGAAGUUGAAGCACUUUCAAGAGCACAGCAUCCAAAUCUUGUCCAUCUGCAAGGUUAUUGCAUGCAUAAGGGUGACAGGCUCUUAAUAUAUUCUUACAUGGAAAAUGGUAGUUUGGACUAUUGGUUGCAUGAGAAGGUUGAUGGACCAUCCUCGCUGGAUUGGGAAACAAGGCUGCAAAUCGCACUGGGGGCGGCUAGGGGUCUAGCUUAUUUGCACCAAUCAUGUGAGCCUCAUAUUCUUCACAGAGAUAUAAAGUCAAGUAACAUUCUUUUAGAUGAGAAUUUUAAAGCCCACUUAGCCGAUUUUGGUCUUGCAAGGCUCAUACUUCCCUAUGAUACCCAUGUAACCACUGAUCUGGUAGGGACAUUAGGGUACAUACCUCCUGAAUACGGCCAAGCUUCUGUCGCAACCUAUAAAGGUGAUGUGUACAGUUUUGGAGUUGUGCUUUUGGAGCUUCUGACUGGGAAAAGGCCCAUGGAUAUGUGCAAGCCAAGAGGAUCCCGGAAUUUGAUCUCUUGGGUGAUUCGCAUGAAGAUCGAAAAUAGGGAGAGUGAGGUUUUUGAUCCAUUUAUCUAUGGCAAGCAGCAUGAUAAGGAAAUGUUGCGGGUUCUUGAAAUUGCAUGCCUUUGUUUAAGCGAAAGCCCUAAAGUUCGGCCUACAACUCAGCAACUAGUCUCUUGUCUUGACAAAGUUGACAUCAGCAUCUAGCUUGGAAAUGCAACUAUGGCAAACUCUGGUUGUACAGCCAGAAAUAUUUCUCCUAGACCCAUUGUUGCAGAAGCUCCAACACAAGCAGUAGAAAUUGGCAGCUUUUCAUAGUAAUGUCACCCUGUUGUAAAUAUUACUCCACAUAUGUGGCCUAUCAGAUUUUGCCGCUCUCCAACUUGGAGGACAGGGAGGGAUCUAACAAAAGCAACUAGCAAUUUUAUCUCAAACUUUGUAAGUUUUCACAUUCAAAGUUAGUUUCUUACGUGUAAAGAAUAAAGUUUUAUUUUAUUUUUUGUAUGUAACGGUGGUUCAUAUUUCAUAUGAAAUGAGAAGAUUCUCUUCAGAUCA